AUGGAAAAGUUCUACAAAGAAAAGGAAGGAAAGCCAGAAAACAAAGGAAACCUAGAGAAUGAGGAAAAUCCUGAAGAUGAAGGAAGUACAGAAGACGAAGGAAAUGCAGAUGAGGAAAAGCUGAACUUGGAGAAGGGCGAAGGCCAGGGCCAGCUGGCGGAGGCGCGCGGGCCGGGCGCGGAGGGGCGAGCAGCCGAGGCGGCCAAGCCCCCCGCCGAGGGUCCGCCCGCAGCCCCCGCGCCGCCUGAGAGCGAGCCGCGCGCCGCCGAGAAGCGCCCGGCCGAAGACUACGUGCCCCGGAAAGCCAAAAGGAAAACGGACCGGGGCACGGACGACUCCCCCCGGGACUCGCAGGAGGACUUCCAGGACCGGCACCUGGGCAGCGAGGAGACGCUGCGGGAGUGCGCCGACGCGGCCAGGGCUCAGGAGGAGCUGAGGAAGAAGCAGAAGACGGGCGGUUUCCACUGGAUGCAGAGAGAGGCUCAGGAUCCGUUCGCCCCUCGGGGCCAGCGGGGCGUCAGGGGGGUCCGGGGCGGCGGGAGGGGCCAGAAGGACUUAGAAGAUGUUCCCUAUGUUUAA
Molecule: messenger RNA, 579 nt
Organism: Lepus europaeus (European hare)
Lineage: Eukaryota; Metazoa; Chordata; Mammalia; Lagomorpha; Leporidae
Gene: TCEAL5
Product: transcription elongation factor A like 5
Exons: 1
Coding region: 1-579 (192 amino acids)
Source: RefSeq, a predicted model, not a curated record